GUGAGAGUCCUUUUUUUGGUCGUUCACUGUUCCCUCUUCUACAGGCAGAGAGCACAAUGAGUCAAUGAAAGCUGAAGGGAAGAGGAGCACUGUACAGCAGAGAGGAGAGAGAGCAGAACCAAGAAGACGAGAGCACGAGAGAGAUAGAAAGAAGGAAAGCUUUUUGGACAGAGGUCUAAACCAGAUAAAGAGAACGUCUGGUUUUAAAGCCAGGCUGGGAUGAAGUAUCAGUGACCGGUCAUCUGAGGACUGACUACUUCACCUCUCUCUUUCACUUCUGAUCUUCCCUUCUUUAUUAGGAACAUUUGGACCAUUUUCAACCCUCCAUUUGGUCUCUGGUCAGGGGAUCUUGCUCGCCGCAGUAACCCAGGUCUCUGGAGCCCUGAGUGGGGUUGAGGUAGAGGAGCCUUGUCUCUGGUUGCUGGUGUUUUGGGGCUGGAGGAGAGGAUGGCCAUGCCAAGGAGAUCCAUGGCUGGAGCCGGGUCAGGGGGCUGUGGAGCCAGGCUAGACCACGUUGGGGUGGCCCGGGCUGGGCUGUGGCUGCUGCUGUGGGGGUACCUGCUGGGGGCUGGCGGGGUGGAGGCAUGCCCUUCUCUGUGUACCUGUGUGGGAGCCACGGUGGACUGCCACGGCCUGGGGGUCCGGAACAUCCCCAAGAAUAUCCCCAGGAGCACAGAGAGACUUGAUCUAAAUGGGAACAACCUGACGACCAUCAGCAAGACAGACUUCUCUGGCCUCAAACACCUCAGAGUUCUUCACCUGAUGGAGAACCAGAUAAGCAACAUUGAGAGAGGAGCAUUUGAUGAUCUGAAGGAACUGGAGAGACUUCGCCUGAACAGGAACCGUCUCACUCCUCCCUGAACUCCUGUUCCAGAAGAAUGAGG
Oncorhynchus masou masou (cherry salmon) is the source of this 884-nucleotide messenger RNA. Its product is annotated as slit homolog 2 protein-like. The record is from RefSeq and is a predicted model, not a curated record. Gene Ontology annotation, cellular component: plasma membrane. Lineage: Eukaryota; Metazoa; Chordata; Actinopteri; Salmoniformes; Salmonidae. Gene Ontology annotation, molecular function: protein binding. Bases 448 to 861 code for a protein of 137 amino acids. The transcript has 4 exons.